Messenger RNA from Acanthamoeba castellanii str. Neff, 1053 nucleotides. RefSeq lists its product as uncharacterized. The transcript has 6 exons. Lineage: Eukaryota; Discosea; Longamoebia; Acanthamoebidae. Bases 1 to 1053 code for a protein of 350 amino acids. The record is from RefSeq and is a predicted model, not a curated record.
AUGCUGGUGCACCGGCAGAACCGGUACAUCGGAAUAUCGCGCGAGGGCUCGGUGGCGCUGAGCUGGCCCACCGACGACAGCAACGUCCAGUUCGAGCGGGUCACCUGGCCCAAGCUCUUCCAGGGCGUCUACCUCAUCCUCGCCCUCCACGCGCGAGGCGAGGCUGUGGUGCUGUCGGAGCUCUCCAAUCUGUCGGCUAGUGCCGCCGAACACCUGCGAUUGGACUGCACGGACAACAUCGAGUACCUCGAGCGCCACCGAGCCGAGCUCCGCUACCUCGCCAUGCUGAUGAUCAAGUACUCGCUGGGCAUGAGCAGCGAUGACUGUGGCGGACUGCCGGAGUACUCCAACUUCUUCUCGACGAUGCGGAAGAUGCUGGGCAUCCCCGAGGCGCGGCAGGAGAUCCGCGACGAGAUCCAGGACGUGCUGGGUAUCGUCGAGUCGGGCUACAUGGAGGAGCAGCGCCGGCAGGCCGCGAGCGAGAAGCGGACCGCCAAGCUGCGCGAGUUCGCCCAGCAGGUCGCCGAGACGCGCCGCGACGAGAAGACCAAGCGAAUCGAAAGGCUCAUCUCGGUGAUCGGUGCGGUGACGAUUCCCAUCGUGGUGGUGUCGGGCCUGCCGAUUGAGGUGGUGGCGCCUCCCGCGGUGGCCUUCUGGCACCUGCUCGUGGGCGUCGUCCUGCUCUCGAUGCUCUUUGCCGGCGCGCUCCUCUACUGGCAAUACGCACCCAGCCAAGAUGUGGACUUGCUGCCCGUGCCAGGCCUCGAGGGUGAUGACCAAAAGGCGGCCCAACUGCGAGGCGACAAUAUGAAGGCGAGCGGCGUGUGGGACACUGUGGGGCCUGGGGUGACGCCGCACCGGCCCACCAGGAGCGGGCCAGACCCAAGCGUGCUCCUGACCGGCCUGCGAUCCGUGCGCCGCGGCGUCAGCAACGACGAGCUCCAGUCCGUCCUGCGGUCGCACAAGCCCCGCAAGCACGUCUCCUACGGCGCCGUCGACCUGGAGGCCCCCAUGACCCCCUUCGCCCCACCCACCUGUCGACCCUCCGGAUAA